UUGUUGUGCCUUGAAGUCUUCCAAUACACUCGGCGAGACCCGCUGUCACGACAUGGCCUCUUGAACAUCGACAGCAUGGACAGAGGACAAUUUCGCACGUAUUUUAGGUUUGAAACAGAUGAUGUGCGAAGCCUGUGCCGUGCACUACAAGUGCCUGAAAAUGUGACAACGCCGCAGGGCGUGCUCGUUUCCGGAGUUGAGGCACUCUGCCUUACGCUACGGCGUUUGGCUUAUCCCAAUAGGCUGCAAGAACUGGAGCCGCUGUUCGGGCGGCAUUAUUCAGUGAUUUCUUCAGCCACUAAUGCAGUACUCGCGCACAUUGACAGCACGUUUGGACAUCUGCUGCGCGAUGUGAAUAACCACACCUGGCUGGACAUCGCUAAACUCCGACUCUUUUCCGAGGCUGUGCAUUCCAAAGGGGCGCCGUUGCAUAACUGUUGGGGCUUCAUCGACGGGACAGCGCGAGCCAUUUGCCGUCCAUCGAAGGACCAGAAGCGGUUCUUUUCAGGGCAUAAGCGCUUUCACGCCCUUAAAUAUCAGUCCAUUAUGUGUCCUAAUGGGAUCAUUUGCCAACUGAACGGUCCGUACGUCGGCAGCCGGCAUGACGCAGGCAAGUUAUUUUUGUUAUACUGAGCCCCGUCCUAUUUGUCCAA
Messenger RNA from Rhipicephalus microplus (southern cattle tick), 653 nucleotides. RefSeq lists its product as uncharacterized. The record is from RefSeq and is a predicted model, not a curated record. Lineage: Eukaryota; Metazoa; Arthropoda; Arachnida; Ixodida; Ixodidae.